UUAGGAAUUUUCUGUCAUAAUUAAAAAUUAAAGAAGUGAAAAACAUAGACAAAAUCUUAUACACACAGAAAAAAUACAAAAAAAAAGUAAAAAACAAGGAAAAAGAUAAAAAAAAAUACAGACAUAGGGAUUAACACACAAAACAAUUGGUCAGGUGGUGGAGGGGGACACGAAAAUAUAAUGCCCUCUGAUUAUGAUCUGGAGAGAAUUAAAGAGCAAAUUCUCCUGGCCAACAUACAGGAAUUGUUAAGGAAAAUUUCACAACGCUGCUUUGAUGAGUGUGUCCAAUUGCCUGAUGUGGAAUUACGUGGCACCGAACGCGAUUGUCUAACGAAUUGUAUGGAUCGAUUUAUGGACUCGCUGCAAUUGGUCUCCCGGCAAUAUUUCCGUCGACGAAGUCGUCAACAUCGAAGUCGAAAAAAUCCCGAAAAAUAUAAAAGCGAAAAGCAGCAGCAGCAGCAGCAACAACAACAACAACAACAGCAACACAACGCAAAAAAGGCAGUAUGAAAUUAAUUGUAUAUUCACAUAAAUAACCGAGCAAUUGUGUUUGUCGUCGUGACACAUUGCUCAGUUUCAUUUUUUUUUUCUUUUUCACUGUAUUUACGAGCAGACUGUAUAUUGUAGUAAUAGACCCUAAACACAUAUGUACAAACAUUGAUC
Molecule: messenger RNA, 663 nt
Organism: Drosophila willistoni
Lineage: Eukaryota; Metazoa; Arthropoda; Insecta; Diptera; Drosophilidae
Product: mitochondrial import inner membrane translocase subunit Tim13
Exons: 1
Coding region: 181-510 (109 amino acids)
Source: RefSeq, a predicted model, not a curated record